Drosophila eugracilis is the source of this 1897-nucleotide messenger RNA. RefSeq names its product esterase B1. NCBI's taxonomy places the organism in Eukaryota, Metazoa, Arthropoda, Insecta, Diptera, Drosophilidae. The record is from RefSeq and is a predicted model, not a curated record.
UACAGUACGCAGCUCGUGGCCAUAAUUAUAUACAUAUAUAUAUAUAUAUAGCAAAAUCGAUCGGAUCGUGUGUGGUGAACUAGUCUAUAGUCGAUAUGAACAAGAACCUCGGCUUUGUGGAGCGCCUGCGCUGGCGCCUCAAAACCAUCGAGCAUAAAGUCCAGCAGUAUCGUCAGUCCACCAACGAGACCGUACUUGCUGACACGGAGUACGGAAAAGUGCGGGGUGUGAAGCGAUUGUCGAUCUACGAUGUACCCUACUUCAGUUUCGAGGGAAUCCCCUACGCCCAGCCUCCGGUGGGGGAGUUGAGAUUCAAAGCGCCUCAAAGGCCUAUCCCCUGGGAGGGAGUAAGGGACUGCAGCCAGCCGAAGGAUAAGGCUGUUCAAGUGCAGUUCGUUUUCGAUAAAGUCGAGGGUUCUGAGGACUGCCUCUACCUGAAUGUUUACACUAACAAUGUAAAGCCAGAUAAGCCCCGUCCUGUUAUGGUUUGGAUUCAUGGAGGUGGCUUUAUUAUCGGCGAGGCCAAUAGAGAAUGGUAUGGCCCGGACUACUUCAUGAAGGAGGAUGUUAUCCUGGUCACCAUUCAAUAUCGACUUGGUGCUUUGGGCUUCUUGAGUUUGAAGUCACCUGAACUAAAUGUACCUGGAAAUGCUGGUCUCAAGGAUCAGGUCUUGGCCCUGAAGUGGAUCAAGAAUAAUUGCGCCAGCUUCGGUGGGGAUCCCAACUGCAUAACUGUCUUCGGAGAAAGUGCUGGAGGCGCCUCCACUCAUUAUAUGAUGAUUACCGAGCAGACCCAAGGACUCUUCCAUCGCGGUAUCCUGCAGUCUGGUAGUGCCGUUUGUCCAUGGGCCUACAACGGCGACAUCACCCAUAAUCCCUACAGAAUAGCCAAGCUGGCUGGCUACAAGGGGGAGGAUAACGACAAGGAUGUACUGGAAUUCCUGCAGAAUGUGAAGGCAAGAGAUCUGAUUAGGGUCGAGGAAAAUGUCUUGACUUUGGAGGAUCGCGCGAACAAGAUUAUGUUUGCCUUUGGGCCUUCGCUGGAACCAUUCAGCACGCCCGAGUGUGUUAUACCUAAGCCUCCAAAGGAGAUGAUGAAGACGGCCUGGAGCAACUCCAUUCCCAUGAUGAUUGGAAACACUUCAUACGAGGGUCUGCUGUGGGUUCCGGAGAUCAAGAUGAUGCCUCAGGUGGUGCAGCAGGUGGAUGCUGGUACUCCUUUCAUUCCUAGGGAAUUGCUGGCCAAGGAUCCCAGUAAGGAUAAACUGGAUUCGUGGAGUGUUAAGAUUCGUGAUGCUCAUCGCACUGGAACAGAAAGCACCCCAGAUAAUUAUAUGGAUCUCUGUUCGAUUUACUACUUCGUUUUUCCGGCUCUGAGGGUGGUCCAUUCCCGUCACACCCAUGCCGCUGGAGCUCCUGUAUAUUUCUACCGAUAUGAUUUCAACUCGGAGGAACUCAUCUUCCCUUACCGCAUUAUGCGAAUGGGUCGUGGUGUUAAGGGUGUGAGCCAUGCUGAUGAUUUGGCCUACCUAUUCACCAGCCUUUUGGCUCGUCGAUUGCCCAAGGAUAGUCGGGAGUACAGGAAUAUCGAGAGGACUGUAGGAAUCUGGACGCAGUUUGCUGCCACGGGAAAUCCUUACAACGAGAAAAUUAACGGCAUGGACACUCUGACCGUAGAUCCAGUUCGCAAAUCUGAUACGGUCAUCAAGUGCCUUAACAUCAGUGAUGACCUGAAGUUCAUCGAUCUGCCUGAGUGGUCAAAAUUGAAGGUUUGGGAAAGCCUUUAUGACGACAACAAAGAUUUAUUGUUUUAAGGGGAAAAUAACUCUUUAGUAAUGUGUAUAUAUAUAGGACAAAAUGCUUUAUUAAAUAAAUGUUACGAUAUGCUUGUUUAUUA